Bombina bombina (fire-bellied toad) is the source of this 842-nucleotide messenger RNA. RefSeq lists its product as uncharacterized. The record is from RefSeq and is a predicted model, not a curated record. NCBI's taxonomy places the organism in Eukaryota, Metazoa, Chordata, Amphibia, Anura, Bombinatoridae. Gene Ontology annotation, cellular component: membrane. Gene Ontology annotation, molecular function: oxidoreductase activity, acting on the CH-CH group of donors. The coding region runs from base 39 to 812 and encodes 257 amino acids. The transcript has 5 exons. Gene Ontology annotation, biological process: lipid metabolic process.
ACUGACUUCCUAUUAGACAGAAUUGAGGGACCUUCGCUAUGUUGCAAGCUCUUUCUUUAGGGCUAGGCUUUAGCCUCGGUCUUCAGUGGGUCCUGUGGGCCGCAGCAGCUUUUUUCCAGACCGAAAAAUUUUAUGAUUUGGCAGGCAGUGGGACCUUUAUACUUUUGUCACAUCUAACUUUACAUUGGGGAGGAGCAAGGUACUUGCGUCCCAAAAUACAGACUGGUCUGAUUACAGUAUGGGGUUUAAGGCUUGGAACAUUUCUGUUCAUGAGAAUUCUUCGAGAUGGGCAGGAUAGACGGUUCAAUGGUGUUCGAGAAAACCCUGGAACCUUUUUUAUUUACUGGACUAUGCAAGGCAUUUGGAUAUUUGUGACACUACUGCCAUCACUUAUUCUGAAUUUGGAAAAACAUGACAAGCCACUGGGAUUACGCGACUACUUUGGAUGGUCUUUGUGGAUAGUUGGCUUCCUUACUCAGGCAAUAGCAGACCAUCAAAAGCUGAUAUUUAAAAGUGACCCUGACAAUGCAGGUAAAUUUAUUCAUAGUGGUCUCUGGGCAUACAGUCGUCAUCCCAACUACCUUGGAGAGAUCCUGCAGUGGAGUGGACUUUUUAUCUCUGCAUCAUCUAUACUGAGUGGUUUCCAGUAUGUGAGCAUCAUCUCCCCACUUUUUGUCUGGUUCCUGCUUAAUUAUGUCAGUGGAAUCCCUAUUCUUGAGAAACAAGCCAUGAAAAGAUGGGGGAGCAAUGUUGCUUUUCAAAACUACAUUAAAGAAACUCCUGUACUUUGGCCUUUUAUACAUACUCAGUGAUGAAUUAAAAGUUUUUACAUGUCUAAUAAA